AAAAAAGGCGCGAAAAUUGGCACAAAAACACGCAGUAAAUAGCAUCAGAGUCCGCACACAGUUUUUGCGCGUUUCAAAGUUAUUUGCUGUAAAAGAAUUAAACGAAAUGGAUGUUGCGGAUGCACAAAUCGGACAGCUGCGCGUUAGAGAUGAGGUUGGCAUACGCACCCAAAAACUCUUCCAAGAUUUCCUUGAGGAAUUCAAAGAGGAUGGUGAAAUUAAAUAUGCUCGCCCCGCUGCCAAUCUCGAGUCGCCCGAUCGCUGCACGCUCGAAGUGAGCUUCGAAGAUAUGGAGAAAUAUAAUCAGAACCUGGCAACUAGCAUUAUUGAGGAAUAUUAUCAUGUGUAUCCGUUCCUCUGUCAAGCCGUCUCCAACUACGUGAAGGAUCGCAUUGGCCUAAAGACCAACAAGGAUUGUUAUGUGGCCUUCACGGAGGUGCCGACGCGGCAUAAAGUGCGCGAUCUGACAACCUCGAAGAUUGGCACCUUAAUCCGUAUCUCUGGCCAAGUGGUACGCACACAUCCCGUCCAUCCGGAGCUUGUGUCCGGCACCUUCAUGUGCCUAGAUUGCCAAACGGAAAUCCGAAAUGUUGAGCAGCAAUUCAAGUUUACCAAUCCGACCAUUUGUCGCAAUCCCGUGUGUGCAAAUCGUCGUCGUUUCAUGCUGGACGUGGAGAAGUCUCUCUUCCUCGACUUUCAGAAGAUUCGCAUCCAGGAGACACAGGCGGAGCUGCCACGCGGCUGCAUACCACGCGCCGUCGAGAUCAUAUUGCGCUCCGAACUAGUGGAGACGGUGCAGGCUGGUGAUCGUUACGAUUUCACCGGCACCCUCAUUGUGGUGCCGGAUGUGAGCGUGCUGAGCAUGCCAGGCACCAGAGCCGAAAUGGGCUCCCGCCAUAAGCCGGGCGAGGGCGGUGACGGCAUCACCGGACUCAAGGCUCUGGGUGUGCGAGAGCUCAACUAUCGCAUGGCAUUCCUUGCCUGCAGCGUCCAAGCAACUACCGCACGCUUUGGCGGCACAGAUCUGCCCAUGUCCGAGGUGACGGCGGAGGACAUGAAGAAGCAGAUGACCGAUGCCGAGUGGCAAAAGAUCUAUGAGAUGUCCAAGGACCGCAAUCUCUAUCAGAAUCUGAUCAGCAGCCUCUUUCCCUCGAUAUAUGGCAAUGAUGAAGUAAAGCGCGGCAUACUCCUGCAGCUCUUCGGAGGCGUGGCCAAGACCACAACGGAGAAGACCUCACUGCGUGGCGACAUAAACGUUUGCAUUGUCGGCGAUCCGAGUACAGCCAAAUCUCAGUUUCUUAAACAGGUCUCUGAUUUCUCGCCACGCGCCAUCUACACUUCGGGCAAGGCAUCCUCUGCAGCGGGUCUCACAGCCGCUGUAGUCCGGGACGAGGAGAGCUUCGAUUUUGUGAUUGAGGCGGGCGCCCUCAUGUUGGCAGACAAUGGAAUCUGCUGCAUUGAUGAGUUCGACAAGAUGGAUUUGCGCGAUCAGGUGGCCAUACACGAGGCCAUGGAACAGCAGACCAUAUCGAUAGCUCGAGCCGGUGUUCGGGCCACACUCAAUGCACGCACCUCCAUUCUGGCUGCUGCGAAUCCCAUCAAUGGACGCUACGAUCGUUCUAAGAGUCUGCAGCAGAAUAUUCAGCUGUCGGCUCCGAUUAUGUCGCGUUUCGAUCUGUUCUUCAUUUUGGUGGACGAGUGCAACGAGGUGGUCGACUACGCGAUUGCACGCAAGAUCGUGGAUCUGCACUCAAACAUCGAGGAGUCUGUGGAGCGGGCGUACACGCGAGAGGAGGUGCUGCGCUAUGUGACAUUCGCUCGCCAAUUCAAGCCCAUCAUUGGCAUAGAAGCGGGCAAGAUGCUCGUGGAGAACUAUGGGCAUUUGAGGCAACGCGACACUGGCUCCUCGGGCCGCAGCACUUGGCGGAUAACCGUGCGUCAGCUGGAAUCGAUGAUACGGCUGAGUGAGGCCAUGGCCAAGCUGGAGUGCUCCAAUCGAGUGCUUGAGCGCCAUGUCAAGGAGGCUUUCCGUUUGCUCAACAAAUCUAUCAUUCGUGUUGAACAGCCGGACAUUCACCUGGACGAUGAUGAGCCUCUGGACGCGGACGAUGGCAUAGAGCAUGACUUUGACAUGGAGAACAAUGGUGCGGCCGCCAAUAUGGAUUCCGACGCACUGGAUACCUCUAACAGUGCUGUCCAAAAGAAAAAGUUCACACUGUCCUUUGAGGACUAUAAGAAUCUGUCCACCAUGCUGGUGCUGCACAUGCGUGCCGAGGAAGCGCGCUGCGAAGUGGAGGGCACAGAUACGGGCAUGAGGCGAAGCGAUGUUGUCACCUGGUAUCUGGAGCAGGUUGCCGAGCAAAUUGAGUCCGAGGAUGAGCUCAUAUCAAGAAAGAACCUCAUCGAGAAGCUAAUCGAUCGUCUCAUCUAUCACGAUCAGGUCAUCAUACCUCUGAAAACCACCAGCCUAAAGCCCUUCUCCAAGAGCCCCAAAGCAUCAGCUGCCGAUGAUGAACUGGAAAACGAUCCGCUCCUUGUGGUUCAUCCCAAUUACAUAGUGGAGUAGUACAUUCUAAUAACUAGCCUGCUCCACCAUCAUUCUCACAUUUAUUUCAUUACAUUCGUAGUUAAGUUUGUGCGUUUUUUUUUUUCUUCUUU
This is a messenger RNA of Drosophila arizonae, 2658 nucleotides long. It is a transcript of the gene Mcm6, whose product is annotated as minichromosome maintenance 6. Gene Ontology annotation, molecular function: ATP binding; single-stranded 3'-5' DNA helicase activity; single-stranded DNA binding. The record is from RefSeq and is a predicted model, not a curated record. Gene Ontology annotation, biological process: double-strand break repair via break-induced replication; DNA replication initiation; mitotic DNA replication. NCBI's taxonomy places the organism in Eukaryota, Metazoa, Arthropoda, Insecta, Diptera, Drosophilidae. Gene Ontology annotation, cellular component: nucleus; MCM complex.